AUGACUUCACAGCGCAAAUGGACAGCUCCGUUGCUAAGCCCUCUGUUUGGGACGCUCCAAAAAUAUUGAAACACCAUGAACAACAAGAUGUUGCUCAAACACGUCCAAAGUACAGAGAGGGAAGACGCCUCAAAGCCGUUAAGGUAUACACCAUUAAUUUAGAGUCUCGGUUCCUGUUAGUUCAAGGAGUGCCCGCUAUUGGGGUGAUGACAGAGCUCGUGCAACUCUUUGCUCUCUACGGAGUGAUCGAGGAAUACAGGGUGCUUGAUGAAUAUCCAGCAGAGCAGUUCACUGAAGUCUACUUAUUUAAAUUCCAAAAGUUUACGAGUGCCAGGGCAGCUAAGCGUCACACUGAUGAAAAGAGCUUCUUUGGAGGACAACUGCAUGUUUGUUACGCCCCCGAGUAUGAAACUGUGGAAGAAACGAGGCAGAAGUUGCAGGAUAGGAGGAGAUACGUUAACAGAGUAAACCAGAAAACAGCAAAACAACAUGAUCAACAGGAUGAAAGCACAGAGAUUCCAAAAGCAGAAACGCCAACAGCUGCAGCUCCUGAGGUCCAGAAAGACUUAAAAAAUAUAAGAGAGGAUAAUGUAAAUUCUGACUUUCCCUAUUUGCCUUCACCACCCAAGAAUGAUCUUCCUCAUAGCCGUCACAGUUUUCAACAGUCGUUACGAUUUCACAGAACGGAAAGGACAUUACCUACAGAGGACAAGAUGGGUUCACUUUACCAUUACGUUCCUCCUGUACCAGAUACUUCGAAGCAUUUUACACCCUGUUCAUCCUCAAGUAAUAAAGACAAAGAUUUGAAGAACCUGUCAGCAUCUGCUAGAUUUAUGCCACGGACUGCACAUUUAGAAAGCAGAAAAAGAAAAUCCGUGGAAGAAUUACUCAUUUCAAAAGAAAUGGACAAAAAUGGACCCAUGAUUGGUCCAAAACUACCAGAAAUGCCCAAAUUGGACAUGGAGGAUGAGUCAUUGAAUGUAACCGCCAAUUUGAUUCGUCAAAAAAUAACAAAGGUUACAUCUGUACCAGAGAUCAAACCUGCACAAGGAAAGAGCACCACUGCGAAGCCUCGUAGAAGAAUUUAAGACAAUCCCAUAAUUUAUUUCAAUUUUGCCCCCCCAAAAAGUCAAAGUCCCAUUUUCUUUCAUGGAUAAUUCAGUGAAGUUCUUGUGGUUCCUGGAAUGCUUGUUGCUCAAAUGACUGUAUGCGCUGCCAAAAAAUACAGUAACAGUUUAGAUUUUGUCCAUUAAAA
Messenger RNA from Triplophysa rosa, 1255 nucleotides. RefSeq names its product RNA binding motif protein 48 (gene rbm48). Lineage: Eukaryota; Metazoa; Chordata; Actinopteri; Cypriniformes; Nemacheilidae. Gene Ontology annotation, cellular component: nucleoplasm. Gene Ontology annotation, molecular function: nucleic acid binding. The transcript has 5 exons. The coding region runs from base 18 to 1088 and encodes 356 amino acids. The record is from RefSeq and is a predicted model, not a curated record.